GCUUGAAAGGCAGCCGGUGCCGGGCGCCCAGACACUCGCGCGGUCGCACGGCCUCGGCCCUGGCAGCGCAGCCAUGGCCCGGCUGCUGCGCGCGUCCUGCCUGCUGCCCCUGCUGCUGGCCGGCCUCGCCCCGCCCGGCCGCGGCCAGGAGAAGGCCAAGACAGACUGCCACAGCGCUGUGAGCGGAACCAUCUACGAGUACGGGGCCCUCACCAUCGACGGCGAGGAGUACAUUCCCUUCAAUAAGUACAGAGGCAAAUACAUCCUUUUUGUCAACGUGGCCAGCUACUGAGGUCUGACCGACCAGUACCUUGAACUGAAUGCACUACAGGAGGAGCUCGCACCUUUUGGCCUGGUCAUUCUGGGCUUCCCCUGCAACCAAUUUGGAAAACAAGAGCCGGGAGAGAACUCGGAGAUCCUCCCCAGCCUCAAAUACGUCCGGCCAGGCGGGGGCUUCGUGCCUAACUUCCAGCUCUUUGAGAAAGGUGAUGUGAACGGGGAGAAAGAGCAGAAGUUCUACACCUUCCUCAAGAACUCCUGCCCGCCCACCUCCGAGCUCGUGGGUUCUCCCAACCGCCUCUUCUGGGAACCCAUGAAGGUCCAUGACAUCCGCUGGAACUUCGAGAAGUUCCUGGUGGGGCCUGACGGCAGGCCCAUCAUGCGCUGGUACCACCGGACCACAGUCAGCAAUGUCAAGAUGGACAUCCUGGCCUGCAUGCGGCGCCAGGCAUCCCUCAUGGCCUUGGGGAACUAGCUGCUGCCCACUGUCCCGGCCCUGCCCAAGGAGGCUAUGGAGGCCCCGACCAGGAAGAAAGCCCUCCCCACUCCAUGCCACGUUUACCUCUGCCCCUGCCCAGCCCAGCCUACCAGGGGUGCCCACAGCCCAUGCAGGGGAUUGAAACCCUUCUGUCACCCACUCUGAUCCAAAACAGUAACUCACUUCCACAAGAGCCCACAGUGCUAGGUCUGAUGAUCCUGCAGUGACCUGGACUGUGAUGUCCGCACCUCCACACCUCACCGCACUGCCCACCCCUCCUUCCUGAAGGGCCCCCAGACCCCAUCCCCACCAGCCACGUAGCCCAAGUGCCAGGCCCAAGUGUGGGCCGCGUCUGCAUGAGGGAGGGGCCCGAAGCCCAGCGGGCGGACCUCCCCCGAGCCUGCCCCCGGCCAGUUCUUAGUGCAUUCAGGCUGUGCCUAGGCAGUGACGCUGCCCCGCCUGUGCCCUGGCACCCCGCCCCCACUCCCCAAAGUAAAGGCCUUUCUGCAGCAA
This is a messenger RNA of Cavia porcellus (domestic guinea pig), 1270 nucleotides long. RefSeq names its product glutathione peroxidase 3 (gene Gpx3). The record is from RefSeq and is a predicted model, not a curated record. The transcript has 5 exons. NCBI's taxonomy places the organism in Eukaryota, Metazoa, Chordata, Mammalia, Rodentia, Caviidae. Gene Ontology annotation, molecular function: glutathione peroxidase activity; selenium binding. Gene Ontology annotation, biological process: hydrogen peroxide catabolic process; response to oxidative stress.